Molecule: messenger RNA, 4310 nt
Organism: Camponotus floridanus (Florida carpenter ant)
Lineage: Eukaryota; Metazoa; Arthropoda; Insecta; Hymenoptera; Formicidae
Product: RNA exonuclease 1 homolog
Exons: 9
Coding region: 303-3929 (1208 amino acids)
Cellular component (GO): nucleus
Molecular function (GO): exonuclease activity; nucleic acid binding; metal ion binding
Source: RefSeq, a predicted model, not a curated record
GUGCGUCGCGCGAUGGUGUCAGGUGUCGCAUUUGCGAGCCGAACGACGGCGUAACGUAACCUCUUAUAUUAACUUUAGACUCGAACGAAAUUGCCGGAUUCAUUCAUUCGUCGCAUCGAUCUCUUCUUCUGACGCACGACGACGAUUGACGAGUAUGUCAUGUCUUGAAUCGUUGACACUGCACGACGAUUCGACUAGCGUGCGAUAAUCUCGUAAACGCGGCGCACGUAACGCAAGGGCGACGACACACACGCAUCCGCGAGGAAUGGCCUCUCCGAAGCGCGGAAUGCGAUGAACCAGUUAUGUUGCCCUCCACCGGUUAUUUUAAAACGAUAAAUUGCCCGUUUUAUGACAGCGGAUCGUGCGAUCGACCCUAUUGCCAUUUCAAACAUGCUAGACGAGAAGAUGCGGGAAGCACAGCAGGAAUGGCUGGGGUGGUGGAGGCCCAGGCGGCGGGGCAAGCACAGGAGGACAAAUCUGCCGAUGUCAUAGCUUCGAAUCCUGAUAUGCUACAACAUUUAGUAACAGAAGCUGUAAAAAAGGUACUUGCGGAUCAGGAAGUCACAGAUACAGAGAAAGUUUCACAGAACAUUGUCUCUCAAGUAGUGGAAGGACUCAAACCAACCCUAGGCUCUGGUUCUGCUGCUCCUUUAUGCAGUGCUACAUCAAAUAUAGUAGGAAAACACAUUGCAAUUCCCACGCCCAUUACAAAGCCAGUUGCAUGUGUUUAUAAUCCAACCCCGAUAGCGGAAUUGAAAAAGCGACACAUACCUGUGGUUUCGUAUAUGCCAACCAGGGAAAGUAGAGUGGCUGUGAAGCGUAAAUUCUCGCCAGAUAGGAUUAAACCAUGGUUAAAUAUUCAGGAACAGGAAUCUAGCAGCUCUCAAUCAUCUGAAAUUACAUAUAAACCUACUGCAAUAGUCAAUUCAAUCGAUCAAGAUACUGUACAGAGUUAUAUACCAACAAUUAAAUCAGAUUCAUCCUCAUCAAAUUCGUAUGAUGACAGCAACUCAAAUGAUUAUCAGUCUAAAUUUAAGGAAAUAUACCAUCCAAAAUCUAAGAAAAGGCGGGAGGAAUAUGUUCCUAAAAAUGUUAAGGCGCCAUUAAAAACGGUUCAACAAUUAAAUCAUGCUACUUUGAAUCAAUUUGAGUCAGAAUUUGAUAUGAUAGAUGAGCUUCUUACUGCUGAUCACACUGCUUCUAAUACAUUAGAACAAGCUAAAACAUCAGCCAGUGAGGACUCUCAAGAUUAUUCUUUAGAUAUUGAACCUAAAUUUUCUGAUGAUGAAUCUGUAGAAGACAUAUCUAAUAAUGAAUAUAAUGCAAACAUUAAAAAAGCUGAGCAAAUAGAGGAUGUGAAUGAAAAAGAGAAGGAAAAUUUGCAACAUGCAAGAGCUGAUAUAGAUAAACAAACUAUAGAUAAACAAACAAGCAAUAAAGAUAAAAAAAUUCAUAAUAAUCACUAUGAUAUUAAAACGGGUGAUACAAAAAGUAGUGAUAGGUCUAAACAUAAAACUGACACAAGUAAAUUAUCACAGAGAAAAGAGGAAAGUACAAAAGAGAGUACUGAUAAGGAGAAAGAAAGACACGGAAGUCAUAGUAAAAGCAAGAAAAGAGAUAGAGAGGACCAUCAUAGUUCUAGGAGGAGAAACAAAGAAAAAUCUCGACAUGAAUCAGAUUCCAGGGAUAGGCAUCGUCCUUCCUCUAGUAAAGAUAAAGAUAAGAAAAAAACCAAUCGUGAUAAUAAAGACUCUUCGCAUCGAAGUAGAGAACAUUCCGAUUCGCGAAGACAUAGGCAUACUUCUCCAAAGAGAGAUCGAAACAAUCAUAAAUCUAGCCGACAUGAUAAACAUAAAUCAAGAACAAAUUCAUCGAAUUCUAUAUCGAAUAAACAUACAUCUAGCAGAAGCGAUAGAAAGCAUCAUUUGGAAUCGAGUCGAAGAUAUAAUGAUUCUUCUAAAAAAUCUAGCAAACAUAAAGAAAAUAGUAGCGAAAGGAAUUCAUCUGAUAGUUCUGCAGAUAGUAUUAAUUCUUUUAUGGACGGGGAAAAUUUGGAAAACAUGGACGAAGAAAUUUUAGAAUUAUCAGAUUCUGAUCAUGAUGUACAAGAAGAAUGCCUAAGAAUAUUUCAGGAAUAUCAAGCCUCUGAUCAUCCAAAAUUAGUAUCAGUUAAAAAAUCUUUAAAAGAAGAAACCGAAGACGUGGAAGAAAUUGGUAAGAAAAGAGUCGCACAUCCUUCAGCAGCUACAAGUGUCACUAGACACUUAGGUCCUAGUCAGCCACCAAAAAAACUCAUAACACCACAACAGAAAAUGUACGAACGAUGGCGUUUGAUGAGAGAAGCAGCGACUCGAAAGGCCGCAGAGAGGGCGACAACUGAUAUGAAAACUCAAGUUACAUCUACGUCAGCAGUUCAAUCUUCAAGUAAUUUACAUAAAGAGCAUAUCGAGACCGUCUCAUCAACAAGCAAUAGCGAUCUCCAAUCGAAUGUGAAUGGUCGUAUUAGAAUCGCUCAUGUUCCAUAUGCACAAUCUCUUGCAAUGGAAAAGAAAAAGGUAGUAGUGACAGCAGGAAAUUGCGAGAACAAAGAAAUAAAUAACAAAACAAUAGCGCAAACUACAAAGGGCAGUGUACGCGUCGCUCACAUUCCGCAAAUAGUACCUCAACUAAUACGUCCAGAACCGCUUCAAGUCGCUACUCAGAAGUUUCCCUUAAAUGUUCGACAGUAUUAUAUUAAUAUGAUGCACGAUAUAUGCGUGCAAAUUUAUACGAACAGUGAGGAUGCAGCGCAACGCGCCGUUAAAGAGGAAUUCGCAUGUCACGAAAAAUGUAAGGCGCUCGCUGUAUAUAAAAAUUCGUGUAUGCUGGCGGCUCAUAGACUGAGGAAAGAAGUCGAUCAAAAUAAAUCGAAUGAAAAGUCCGUUGGAUCAAACUGUGGUAUGGUAUCUCACGAAGCCAUGCUUGCUGGCAAAUCAAAGGGCUCUUGGAGCAUAGUCAAGAGUAAAAAGAGUGUGGUAGAUUUUAAAGGACCUGCACUCUACAAUAUGCUCAAGAGAUGGAUCAUGACAGAGCAGCAGCUCAGAGAUAAUGGAUUUCCACGUAGGCAUCCAGAUGGUACAAAGGGGCGAGCAAAGGUGUAUGUAACUAAUGUGCGGAACCAAACUGUUUUGUCAAAAGUGCCUAAUGAAAGAAUGUGUAGUCGAUGUGGCCAAGCAUACAUGGUAGAUAAACAGGGCUUUGCUGUACAGCAACAAAAUUGUAUAUAUCACUGGGGAAGGAAGUUUACAAUUAAAGGUGAAGGCAAGUAUAGUUGUUGUCAGCAAUAUGGAUCAGCUACUGGUUGCUGUGAUGCAAAGACACACGUAUGGGAUUACACAGAUUAUGAAAAUCUUCGUGGUUAUGUUAGAACUUUAUCAAAAGAUGUUUCUAUGGACGAACAAGGUGUUUUCGCACUUGAUUGUGAAAUGUGUUAUACUACACAUGGUUUAGAAUUGACAAGAGUGACAGUGAUUGAUGAAGAUUGUAACGUAAUAUAUGAAACGUUAGUCAAACCACAAAAUCCGAUAAUUGAUUAUAACACAAGAUUCUCAGGGAUUACAGAAGAAGAUAUGAAAAACGUGACGACGACUAUAUUAGAUGUACAAGCUACACUUCUUACAAUGUUUUCGGACAAAACAAUUCUGGUGGGUCAUAGCCUUGAAAGCGAUUUUAAAGCUUUGAGGCUACUUCAUGAUACCGUUGUGGAUACCAGCAUUAUGUUUCCGCAUAAAAAUGGAUAUCCACAAAAACGGGCAUUGAAAAAUCUCUGUUCUGAAUAUCUCAGAAAACUGAUACAAAAUGACAUUGGUGGUCAUGACAGUAAAGAAGAUGCCGUCGCUUGCAUGGAGUUAAUUCGUUGGAAAGUGAAGGAAGCAGCGAAAUUACAAUAACAAUGUUUCACUUACAGUUUAUUACGAACAUCGUGCGACUAUUGCUGUAAGACUACAACUCGUAUUAUUGUGCAUACUUUACUGUCGUAUGUAUGUGUAUCAUAUUUUCUUAUGUAUAAAUAUGUAAUAUACAUGUAAUGUAAUAUACAUUCAUUGUAUCGAUUUAAGAUUUCUUUUCACAUUAAAUUCGAGAUCGAUAGUUGAUAAGAUCACACAUCCGCGGACAUCUUGUGACAUUUAUAUGCAAAUCAUGAACAACUGAUAAUAGAUGGAUGUAAAGGAUUUCGAUAUAUACAUUACGAUAUUUCGAUUAAUAUUUUUAUACUCCGUUAUAUUAUUGCUUAUUUAUAUUUUAUAGCAUUAAAAGAACGAGAUACGUUG